AUGAAGCCCACGAAUCUGGCCAAGGUCUGGACCCGCUGGAACCAUGUGCUGCUCCUGCCCUACCACUUCUACUGCGAGGCCCUGGCCAUGCGGGAUGUCCUGCUGAGAGGCCAGACCAGCUACACAUCCACCUACUGUGCCCGGCUGCAUCUGUAUGUGCCGCUCCUGCUGUACGCCCAACUGGAGCUGGUCAAGAUCUGCUGGGAACUGUUCAAGGCGCCCCGUAACAUCUAUGAGGUGCUGUUCGAACAGCCCACCAAGGAGUUGAAUAUUCUGCACAAGAAAUCCUAUGCGGGCAGGAAAAUAGUCUCCUUCAGUCGCUCUAUAGACGGCACCCAGCUGAGGGAACGACAUCGGGACAGAUUUAACGAUCAGCUGCGUGAAUCGGACUUUAGUCUCACGUGUCUGGCCGGCGCCGUACAUGAUUACUUCAACACCUUCUCCGAUCUGGCGCCAGUGCCUUCGCUUUUGAACACUACUUGUAGGACAAUUUCUAAGGGAUACUUCACAGAUCGCCGAGGGGACAAAAGCGAUAAUAUAGGUGGUGUGGUCUUUCUGCAGCUGCCACUGCGUCAGCCAGAUGUGGAGCAUGCCCGUCAUUUGCACGGAAUUGUGGAGUGCAUCAGGCAGCAGCAGAUCAUGAUCUAUUUGGCCUCAAUCGGUCAGACCAAGUACAGCAUGCUAACGGCCCUCCUACCGCAUGUCCUUACCAAGAUCUUCAUCAACUUCUUCUCGUAUAAUUUUCCAAUUACGAUCACAGAGAUCUAUGGGUCCUCGGCCGAGUUCCAGUCGACUUGGGGCCAGAGGGUUCAGGAUGUGCUACUCUUCAGGCCCCCCCAAUCGAAGACUUGCCUUUCCCUGAAUCUCCAUCGCUUCGGAGAUAAGUACAGGCUGGCUAUUAUGGCAGACACACAUCUGGCCCCGGAUCACACGAUCAUAACACGAUCUUUCGAACGAUAUAUGGAAACAGUAACACUCUGA
This is a messenger RNA of Drosophila pseudoobscura, 981 nucleotides long. RefSeq lists its product as uncharacterized. The coding region runs from base 1 to 981 and encodes 326 amino acids. Gene Ontology annotation, cellular component: plasma membrane. The record is from RefSeq and is a predicted model, not a curated record. Gene Ontology annotation, biological process: triglyceride biosynthetic process. Lineage: Eukaryota; Metazoa; Arthropoda; Insecta; Diptera; Drosophilidae. The transcript is spliced from 2 exons.